GCAGGUUUUCAGGAUGGCAAAACUGUAGCCAAUGUGCGUUGCUUGACGUUCCCAUGAAAAACCCGCCAAGUAAAAAUUUACCCGGUAUCCGCCCGAUAUUAGUCUAACCUCGAAUUGAUCUAUUGGAAACCAAAAAGUUAAUAAUGUGGGGAGAGAAAGCAUUCUCGACUGAUGGGGGUGGCUAUUUUGACUCGUCAGUAGUCCAGUCACCAGCAACAGGGGCCUCAAAACGUGGUCUAAAACGAGCCCAAAAUAUUGUCCCCGUGAUGAUGAAGCACUUGGUGGAUGCGCCGGAGGAACUGAAAAUUUGGGGUAUGGAUGUCCAGAUAAUAACAGUCGUCGGUAUUGUUCGUGGAAUCAAGCCUACAACAACAAAAAUAUCAUAUGACAUCGAGGAUGAGACUGGGAAAAUGACUGCGUUCCAGUGGCUGGAAGCCGACAAAAGUGCACAAGAGCCAGCAAUUGAAGUCAAUACUUAUGUACGAGUCUAUGGUUCGCUUCGCGAACAGCAUCAGGAAAAACAUAUCCUCGUCAUGAGAAUGCGACCGAUUACUAACUUGAAUGAGCUAACUUCCCAUCUUCUAGAAGUAAUAUACGUGGCUCUGAAGGGAGAGCGGUUGAGUGACACCGGUAGUUCUGCUAUGCCAGAUGUGCAAAACACGGCUCCAUUGUUUGGUAUGGAGAAUUCUCUGAUGGAGCCUUCAAUAUUGGGAGCCAGUGUGGGUGGUAUGACCAAUGAGCAAAAAGAGGUUUUCAAGAUAAUACAAACUGAUGACUCGCUAAGCGGUAUUGAAAGAGAUCAGAUUAAGAAACGGGUUCCCCAACACAUCAAAUCCCGGGUUGAUGAUAUUCUUGAUUUUCUUGCCAGUGAAGGACACAUUUAUACAACGCUAACUGAUGAUCACUUCAAGACUACAUGAAGUCAAAUAAAACUGCAGUUUGUACUCAUUGAUCAGGUCAUUUGUUAUGGAUAUAAGUAUGAGGAACCAUAAUUGUGUUUAUCAAUUCCAUGUAUUAUUAUUAUCUAAGUGAAACCAAAUUUACAUUUCCAUUAAAAACAAACAAAAAUAUUAAUUCAUAUGUUUGGUAAACGUUAUACCUAUUCAUAUUAUGUGUUCAAUUAGUACUAGAUUAUUAUGAUUUGGUCAAUAUAAAAUACACGGUUAUUAUGUAA
Molecule: messenger RNA, 1174 nt
Organism: Athalia rosae (coleseed sawfly)
Lineage: Eukaryota; Metazoa; Arthropoda; Insecta; Hymenoptera; Athaliidae
Gene: RPA2
Product: replication protein A 32 kDa subunit
Exons: 1
Coding region: 144-920 (258 amino acids)
Biological process (GO): nucleotide-excision repair; DNA replication; double-strand break repair via homologous recombination
Cellular component (GO): DNA replication factor A complex; site of double-strand break; chromosome, telomeric region
Molecular function (GO): DNA binding
Source: RefSeq, a predicted model, not a curated record